GCUUUCUCCAGAGGUCGGCCGAUAUCUUAAGAGAUCGUUAACGUCGGACCGGCCGCUACGGGGCUAUCUCUAUUGACAGUCCGGGAUUUGUGUUCUAUAGGAUGUUGACCUCGGGCCAGUGGCCCGUUAACUCGGUGUCUGAGUAGGUGCUUCAGCGGGAAUACACUCUGCCUGACAGGUGCCGGCAAAAAUUACAGCUUUCGUGCACCGGACUAUACGCCGUGGAUCUUUACCUUUGGAUUUAUUAUUACCGUUUCAUCCUAUCUCAAGCGGGUAAUAAAACUGGAUAACCAUGGCAAUUAGUAUGAUUCAAGGGAAGCGAUUUUACUGCCGGGAGUGGUGUUUUAGUAAAAUAAAUCAUUGUUUGGAGAACCGACCGACGGCGAAGACAUGCGGAGCGCUGAUCAUGGGCGGGCCUGGGUGUGGGAAGACGGCGGUGUGCUGCGAGCUCGUCUGGCCUACGGCCGCUCAGGGUAAGCAAGCAAAUUUGAACAGAAAACUGCUGGCUUAUCACUUUUGUCAGGCACACGACGUGGAGACAUUGUCUAUAGCUAACUUCAUCAAUCAUCUAGUCAAACAGCUGUUGGCAUCGCAAAUGAUAAUUGGCUUUCGGGAAAAACUUCAAGAUCCCGCUCUCCAGCGGCUUCUCGAACCGAACGAAUGCGAACGGUUUCCCGAUGAUGCUUUCAAAAAAUGUGUGAUUUUACCGUUAAAUGCGAUAGACCCCCCACCGCAGCCAUUUUACAUUUUGAUAGAUUCUAUUGACGAGUCAUUUUACCAUGCGGCAAACACGGAUGGUAUCGUCGGAAGUCGCACUAUUGCGGAAUUAUUAGCUAAUCAUCACCACUUGAUACCAUCCUGGUUAUUACUAAUUUGCUCUUCGCGCAAACAAAGCAAGUCUGUCACGAGAAUGUUUACUGGCUUUCGGAAAAUAAGUUUAGACGAUUUGAGAAAGUCGCAUGUGGUGCGCGACGUCCAGCAGUAUAUUUUGUGUCGCUUGGACCAGGAAGACGAGUUGAGACAACACUUAAGUAGGGAGACGGCAGAAAUGCUAAAUCAGCUGCACAUCAAAAGUAAUGGCUGUUUCUUGUAUCUCGAGCGAGUUCUCGACGGCGUAGCAGAACAUUUCAUCAUGUUACGGGAGAUACGCGAGAUCCCAGGCACGCUAAAUGGCCUUUACUUAUGGCUGUGUCAGCGACUCUUCGUGCGUAAACAGUUCGCCAAAAUCCAGCCAAUUCUAAACGUAAUUCUAGCUGCCAGGCGGCCCCUGACUGUGGAAGAGAUAUACAACAGUACCAGAACCAGAAACAGUUUGCUAUCCCGGGAUGACUUUGAUCGCCGACUGCAAAUGUUGUCAAAAGUUCUCACCGACGGCAAAAAUAACAGCCGAAUUCUCUUCCAUCAUAGUUUUGCUGAGUGGUUGCUGGACGUGAAACAUUGCACUCAGAAAUAUUUGUGUAAUGCAGCCGACGGUCAUGGCAUGUUGGCCAUGAAAGCCACUUUAUCAGCAGAAAAACUGAGCCCAGUGCAAGUUCAUGACUUGGCCCUGCAUCUGGUAAGAUCAAACCUGCCUGCACCCAUACAACACCAACAUCUGGUACAGUGGUUACUGCUGUCUGGGGCCAGCAUAGAGGAUAGCUUUAGUGUAGGGGUGCCCCAAGACCAGAAAGUGGUCAAACUCUUGCUUGAUGCUGGCGCCAAAAUGCCAUCAGAGGAAACGAGUGCCAACAGUAUUAAAAGUAUUGUGGAUCUUCCGUCGGCUGAAGAUCCGGUCAAAAGUCUACAGGAUUCCGUGGCAUCUAUUGAAGAGCAGGACACCAAUGGCAGAACUGUGCUACUUAAUGCUGCCCACCAAGGAAACCUGGACUUGUUCAAAGCUGCCUUGGAGAAAAAAGGUAAUGUGGAAGCCAUUGACAAAACAGGACAGACUGCGAUUAACCUUGCAGCUCGACAAGGUCACACGGCCAUUGUGGCCUGUCUUCUCAAGGCAGAUGCCUUUGUUGACCAUACUGACAAUGAUGGCUGGACAGCACUUCGGUCAUCAGCCUGGGGUGGUCAUACGGAUGUGGUCAGCUUACUUCUUGAGGGUGGUUCAGAAGUGGACCAUGCUGAUAGCGAUCAGCGGACAGCUCUUCGGGCUGCGGCAUGGGGUGGGCAUGACGAUAUCGUCUUGAAACUUUUAGAACACGGUGCCAACGUGAACAAAGUGGAUAAUGAAGGGAGGACGGCUUUAAUCGCCGCAGCGUACAUGGGCCACACUGAGAUCGUGGAACACCUUCUCGACCAUGGGGCGGACAUUAACCACGAGGACUGUGAUGGACGAACCGCAUUGUCCGUGGCUGCGCUGUGUAUACCGGCGAGCGAGGGUCAUGCCAAUGUGGUCAGUCUGUUACUGGAGCGUGGGGCUGAAGUGGACCAUAGGGACCAUGAUGGCAUGACGCCAUUAUUGGUUGCCGCUUACGAAGGUCACAGAGAAGUGUGUGAGCUGUUACUGGAGUGGGAUGCUGAUGUUGACCACAGCGACAACAACAACCGCACACCCCUGUUAGCAGCUGCGUCCAUGGGGCACUCUGCAGUGGUCAGCCUGUUGCUGUUUUGGGGUGCUGCUAUUGACACAAUCGACACUGAGGGCCGCACCGUCUUGAGUAUUGCAGCGGCUCAGGGCAGCCCCGAUGUGGUUUCACAGCUGUUGGACCGAGGACUGGAUGAGAUGCACAGAGAUAAUGCUGGAUGGACGCCUCUACACAUGGCUGCCUACGAAGGCCACAAAAAGAUUGUGACCCAGUUACUGGAUGUAGGAGCAAAGUCCAAUGAGGUAGAUAAUGAUGGUCGCCACCCUCUGAUUCUGGCUGCUCAAGAGGGACAUGUCGCCGUGGUCGCCAUUAUGCUGGAGAGGGGAGCAGCCUUAGAGCAUAGGUCACAUGAUGGAAAAACAGCCCUCAGGGUGGCCUGUUUAGAGGGACACAAAGAUGUGGCACACCUUCUUAUUUGUCAGGGUACAGAUGUCAAUUACCAGGAUGCUGAUGGUCGAUCGACUGUCUACGUCUUGGCUCUGGAAAACCGUAGCGUAAUGGCUGGCUUUUUACUAGACAAUGGUGCUGAUGUGGAAUGCGCUGAUCUUGAAGGUCGCACUGCACUUCAUGUGGCAGCCUGGCAAGGUCACUAUGACACUGUGGAAGUUCUUCUGAAUCACAGUGCCAAUGUCAAUGCCAUGGAUAACGACUGUAGAACCCCUCUUCAGUCAGCUGCCUGGCAAGGGCAUGACAAAGUGGUAAAAGUUUUACUUGAGAAGGGUGCUGAUGUCAACCAUACCUGUAAUCAGGGAGCUACAGCACUGUGUAUAGCUGCUCAAGAGGGCCACGAUGCUGUUGUCAGAGUUUUGUUGCAGUUCAACGCCAGCCCAAACCAUGCUGACCAGUUCGGGAGGACAGCCAUGAGGGUUGCACUGAAAAGUGGACACACAGGAGUGGUGCGGCUUCUGGAGGAGUUUGGUGCUUCACCAGUCAACGGUGCAGGAAACCGAAAGAGCACCAUUUCUAAUUCCAGCAGCACCAGCGACACACGGCCGGCAAUCACCCAACCGCCGAAGGCUAACGGGACUACACCGGUGUCUCAGACUAAUGGCAAUGGCUUAACCAAUGGACACGGUCAGCCACACAGUUCCCCAUCAGACUCUCCUGAGUCUACGAUUGACAGAAGGAAGUCAUACCAUUCGAACAACUCCUCCAAAUCCUCGAGCAACCUGACCUCCUCUAACUCCUCUACGAACCAAAGUCUUUCCAUGGCACAGUACACAUCUGGAGACUUAACCUUCACUCAGCAGUUACAGCAGUGCUCUAUGCCUCGGAAUCGUGUGCGACCCAUAAGCAGGGUUCUCUCCCCUGUCAGCGAACCCCAAACCCCCGUGCAGUCCCCACCGACUUCCCCCAUCUAUGAGACUCAGAAUCUAGGAGCCAUGGCCAGGAUUUCUCCAGACUCCCACAUUAACAUCCUUGCCCCAAACUCCCCAGUCAAAUCUUACGGAACAAGAAAGGACAAAAUUACAGCCACUAUCAAUAUUUACACAAACCCUAACGCUGAUUUGCUGAGUUCCAUGGAUGAGCCUAUAUGGCAGCUAAAUCCACAGUUUGUAGCGGCGAAUUCCAAUUUAACAAAAAUGGAACUGCAGAGAAAGGGCUCCUUGCCUGAUCAUCCUUCUCAAAUGAUCAUGGGACAGUCGUCGCUGGAAAUGCGCUCCCCUGAGCUGAGGCGGAAGAGAAAUGGCAUAGUAACGAACCCGAAUUACACAAAACCCCACUCUGUCAAUGGCUUCUCCAAACUCAACAGCAGUGAAAGGAGUGACAGAGCAGUAACCAAUGGGAACAACUCUCAGUCCAAAUCAGGGUCCACUCCACAAAAACAUAAAGGACCCCCUCGACCUAAUGGAUUACCACUGAAGAAGGAGACUCCAUUAUGAGAAUGGAUAGAAACCUUUUAAAAAUCCAGCAGUGAUCGAGGAGAAAUGGGGGCUUACUUGAAAAUGAACCAAGCUUAGUCUGGGUACCCAACCUUGUCUUUCACACUGAUUGGGCAGAGAUUCCUGUCUUUUGGACCACAUUUCAUAUGUCACCGUGCUACAACCAGAUAUUUGGAAUCUCAAGGAUGAACUCGGAACUCUCAUCAGUGUUUAAAUUUUGCGUCAGUCAGGAAAAAUAACUUUGUGCCAAACACUUUUCAACUCCUGUGUCAGGAUAUUUCUGGCAUCCAGGGCCAUGGGGUUGGGGUGA
Molecule: messenger RNA, 4766 nt
Organism: Liolophura sinensis
Lineage: Eukaryota; Metazoa; Mollusca; Polyplacophora; Chitonida; Chitonidae
Product: ankyrin repeat domain-containing protein 50-like
Exons: 4
Coding region: 293-4456 (1387 amino acids)
Cellular component (GO): cytoplasm
Molecular function (GO): protein binding
Source: RefSeq, a predicted model, not a curated record